GAAAGAAGCAUUUGAGAUCCAAAUGGAGUCUCAUGACGCAUAAUUCGCAUGCUUGGCCGUAUGAAGGAGGUUCGUUGGAGAGAAAUCAAACGUGCGCAUGGAUUAUUGUGAACUCCAUCGACGACGACCAGAGGGUAGCUCUGGCCGUUGUCCGUCGUGUAGUCUUCAGGAUAAUGUUUGUCGAUCCAAUACCGACUGAAUGACGAAAUCUCCGCGAAGACUUUUCCACAGAAAAUUAAAUGGCAACAUAAAGACGAGAUUACUCUUCUCUUCUCUCGACCACCAUGACAGAACCGAUUCGCGUGGGAGUUAUUGGCCUAUCGACCAAAGGAUGGGCGUCCACGAAUCUUGUACCUCCCCUUCUGGCUCCACCUCUCUCUUCGCAUUACAAGCUUCUCGCUGUAUCCACAUCGGACCCUACGUCUGCCGAAGCAAGUGCAGCGAAGUAUUCCACUGCCGAGACCGCGGUGAAGGGCUAUCAUACUCCCGAGUCCAUCGCUGCCGAUCCCAACCUCGAUCUGAUCGCCGUGUCAGUGAAGACACCCAAUCAUGUAGAGAAUGCCACAAAGGCCAUUGAGGCUGGGAAAGAUCUCUUCAUCGAGUGGCCGGCUGGGCGAGAAUUGAGGGAAACAAAGCUUCUCGCUGACCUAGCGAAGGAGAAGGGGAUCCGGACGAUCGUUGGACUUCAGGCCAGACAGAGCCCGUUGUUUCGCAAGGUGAAGAAGUUGGUCGAAGAAGGAGAAAUUGGAGAUGUUUUGUCCACGAGCGUGACAUCACGAGUAUCCGGUCCGCAUGUGCCGUGGGGACCAACAGUGUUUAAAGGAAGCGAAUAUUGUUUGAAAAAGGAGAACGGCGCGACACUUCUUGAUAUCGCUGGAGGCCAUUUCCUUGAGGCCUUCACAUAUAUUCUUGGACCGAUUGAUACUGUAUUCGCUACCGUGGUCGUCCAGCACCCCUCAUCCCAAGUGCUCAAUUUUGAUGGCACACCCACUGGUGAUGUUGUCUCCAUUGACGGUCCGUCACAGGUAGCCGUAUCUGGCACGCUAAAGAGCGGUGCUGUGAUAAGCUUGCACUGGCGUACGGGGAUGGAGAAACCUGCCAAUGAGAAAGCGGCGACUCCGCUUGUAUGGGUUAUCGACGGGACGAAAGGAAGCAUAAGGAUUGAGAGCGACAAUCCCUUCGCAGCUUUUGUAGCGGUGUACGAACCGACGCAACUUUGGGUGAAUGAUGAUGAGGUGAAAAUUGAGGAUGAUGGUAGGACGAAUGCGGGUAGGACCUGGGAGGAAUACUUGAAGGGCGAAGGCGCUGGAGAUUAUCCCGACUUGCAGCAUGCGGUUCAGAUCAAGAGCAUUGUCGACGCUAUUUGGAGGAGUGCUGAGGGAGGCGUCAUGGUUACCCUGUAAAUGCUGGAAGAACAU
Molecule: messenger RNA, 1418 nt
Organism: Desarmillaria tabescens
Lineage: Eukaryota; Fungi; Basidiomycota; Agaricomycetes; Agaricales; Physalacriaceae
Product: NAD-binding Rossmann fold oxidoreductase
Exons: 3
Coding region: 285-1403 (372 amino acids)
Molecular function (GO): nucleotide binding
Source: RefSeq, a predicted model, not a curated record